AUGGCAAUAUCUAUCUGUGGUAUAACUUACAUGCUACAAGUGCCUACUCCACCUAAUCUUGACCUUCAAAAGUGGUGGGGAGAUGGACAGAAACCUUCACAUGACAAUUCUAUUAGACCUUUUAAAAUUGAGUUUAACAAUACGAUGAUUGAUGACUUGAAACAAAGACUGAGAAAUAGGCGUCCAUUAACUAAACCUUUAGAAGGCAUACAAUUUCAAUACGGAAUGAAUACAAUAUAUUUGGAAAAAAUUAUAAACUAUUGGUUACAUAAAUACGAUUUCAAAGAGACAGCUAAUCGUUUGAAUAAAUUUCCUCGUUACAAAACCCGGGUGCAAGGAUUAGACCUUCAUUUUAUUAGAGUGAAACCGAAGAUUAAUGGUGUGAAAACGUUACCUUUAUUAAUGCUUCAUGGAUGGCCAAGUUCUUCGAAGGAAUUCGAAAAAGUUAUACCCAUGUUAACGAGCAAAAGAAAUGAAUAUGGUUUUGUCUUCGAGGUGAUCGCUCCAGACUUGCCUGGUUUUGGCUUUUCAGAAGGUACGAAUAAACCGGGCCUUAAUCCUGUGCAAAUUGGAAUAAUGAUGAGAAACCUAAUGCAGCGGCUGGGUUUUAAUAAAUAUUACAUUCAAGCUGGGGAUUGGGGUUCCCAAUGUGCUACACAUAUGGCAACGUUAUUCCCUGAAGAUGUAUUAGGGUUCCAUACAAAUAUGCCGAUAUCGUCAAGGUCCAUCAGUUCCUUCAAAAUUCUGUUAGGUUCUUUGUUCCCGACCUUUGCAGUCGACGCUAAGCACGCUCACAGAUUAUAUCCAUUAAGAAAAUUGUUUUCUUAUAUUCUGAGAGAAACUGGGUAUUUCCAUUUACAAGCAACGAAACCAGAUACUAUCGGCGUGGCAUUAACAGACUCUCCAGUAGGUAUGGCGGCUUAUGUUAUGGAAAAAAUAGGAGUAGUCAGCAAUAAAGACCAAACUAAUACCAUCCACGGGGGUAUUGAGAAUUUGGAAUUGGACGAUGUGUUGGACACAGUUACUAUAAUAUGGGCGAACAACUGCAUCGUCACGUCGAUGAGAAUCUACGCCGAGGGUUUCACGGGAAGAGAAGUUAAGAUAGUUCACAAUAUUCCAACUAAAGUGCCUACGGCUGCUAUCAACUUCUUACAUGAAGUUCUAUACCAGCCGGAUUGGGUACUCCGAGAUAAAUUCCACAACUUAAUCCAUUCAACUACAGUGGACUUCGGUGGCCAUUUUGCCGCUUUGCAUACUCCUCAUGAAUUAGUUGAUGACAUUUUCGUUUCCGUUUCAAAAUUUAUUACAUUCCACCAAAGAAAUAAAAGUAUCGAAUAA
Messenger RNA from Parnassius apollo (apollo), 1338 nucleotides. NCBI's taxonomy places the organism in Eukaryota, Metazoa, Arthropoda, Insecta, Lepidoptera, Papilionidae. The record is from the annotation of a GenBank genome assembly.